Chara braunii is the source of this 1787-nucleotide messenger RNA. Lineage: Eukaryota; Viridiplantae; Streptophyta; Charophyceae; Charales; Characeae. The record is from the annotation of a GenBank genome assembly.
GCAGUAAACCGGCCGGCGGGCCCGCCGGUCUUGUCACCCAACGUCUCGGUGGUCACGAGGGGGACUGACGGCGUUGACGCCAUCGCUGUGGUAAAACUAAGGUCCAACUUCGUGUUGAAGGAGGUUUGACGAGAGCGGAAUGGACAGUGAUACGGGCAGGACGGUAAAAUCCUGUAGUCAGUGUGCAGAUGGCUUUCUUGCGAAUGGCGCUCUAUUGGAAGAAAAGUAUGGCAGGGGGAUGGAAACAGCAAAUCUACAACAAGUGGCGACACAUUGGAUCUACAAGUUGAAGGAGGGGCAGUGUCGGCUGAGGGAGAUGGUAACCCUUGUGUCUUCAACAGCCAGUGAUUGGUCUGGAGUUGAAGAGGGGGAGACUUCAAGGACCGCAUGGCUGGAGGAUAAGCGGCAGAGGAUGAUGAAUGUCCUCUGGGAACUUGAAGAGGGACCUGAUCCACAGCUGGAAGAUCUACUUGAUUGGCAGCUCGCGGACUCCCUGCUGGGCGAUUGCUAUGCGAUCUACGAGGAAGGGAGCGACCUGUGUGAUAAAGGAGCAAUAUGCACAUCGGGGGUGUUGUUUGCGAGCGCAGCCACAAGUAGUCCGCAGCAAUCUUCAGAAUCAUCUUCUACACCAACGGCAAAUUCGACAGUGAAGACAAUUCCAACAACAGUGUUAAGCUCUGCAGCUAUAUCAACAGCGAUGAGGAUAUCUUCAAGAGAAUCAACACCAGCGAUCUUCGUCAUGGCAACAACAACACUUCUCACGACGACAUCGGAACAAAGAACGUCAAAUAUAUCUACAUCAACAGUGCCAACCACGAUGACAUCAUCAACAUCAACAAUUUACUCAAUGACAACAACAGCGAUUCUGACGAUGACAUCUGAAACACCGAUAUCUACAUCAACAGCGCCAACCACGAUGACAUCAUCAACAUCAACAAUUNCAGCGAUUCUGACGAUGACAUCUGAAACACCGAUAUCUACAUCAACAGCGCCAACCACGAUGACAUCAUCAACAUCAACAAUUUUUCCAAUGACAUCAACAGCGAUUCUGACGAUGACAUCUGAAAUACAAUUUCCAGCUAUGACUGCUUCGCUCAUCACGAUCGACACAAUCGGCGUCCAACCAAGAUCUGUUGAUGGGUCAGCUACUAUGGCGAGGGCUAUUCGAUUUCCUCUCGCUCCCUCGCAAGAAAAUUCUGCUAUGUAUGAGAUGAUGCGGGAUGCCGUGAUAGGUGGAAGGAUGAUGAGCUGUUCCCGUGGGAUUCGGGAGGAAGAAGAGAGGUUGUGGGGUAUUCGAUUUCAUCUCGCCCUCUCGCAUGAAAAUUCUGCUAUGUAUGAGAUGAUGCUGAUCUGGGGAUGCCGUGAUGGGUGGAAUGAUGAUGAGCUGUUCCCGUGGGAUUUGGGAGGAUGAAGAGAGGUUGUGGAGAGGGGGUUUGGAGGCGGGGGGGGCUCCUGGGUUGUUUUCUCUGCCCCCCCCCCUCGGUUAGGGUUGGACUUGGUUUGAUGAGCUCUACAUAUAGAUUAGAAUCUUUUUCCAAUUAGUAUGCUCCCCUUUGGUUUGUGUUAACUACUGUUGUUUAGGGGAAGCGCGUCGUAAUUACUGAUGAACUAUCAAACUUUCUGGCUCUGUUAUCAAUCUCUUUGCCUUAUUUGUAUCUCCCCUACUCCUCACUGUGCAGAAGAUUGAAGUAGGGGUAAUUGAGGAGUCGAGUAGGGCAGAGAUUGAUCUUGCACACAACGGGGUUAAUCCUUCCUCACUGAGGAAGCAAUCAAUGCCCCAUGACUAA